AUGAGUGUAGAUCAGCCAGGCGCGGAGCCAGCACCCGGCAAGAGGGCGCGGUCGAGUGUGCUGGACCCACCGGAAUCUGCAAAGAUGUCAGGGCUAGCAGAAGACGAGAGGCAGCAGGCAGCGGCAAGAAUUGUAAAUUUUCCCCAAAUUACCAAACCUUUUUCCUCAAUCUCACUUAUUCUUGCUCCAAAUUCACACCACAGACUUCAGGCAUCAGACUUUUGGACCGAUUAUGGAAGAUUUUUUCAACCGAAACAAAAGUGCAUACCCAAUUCUUCUAUUUCUAGUUGUGGAUCUAGUCCCGCCAUUGAUUCUAGUCGAGCACAAGAGUUAUUGGAUAACACAAAGAAAUCUCGGGCUCAAUUUAAUGUGGAUGAUCUUGUAUCUUAUCCAGGGAUACGCCCCCCUAUCGAAUCAUAUGAUCCUAAUAUUAGAGAUGUUAGGAUGGCAUACUUGGAGAAGGGUCCUUGUCAACCAUAUGAACAUGAUUUUCCAAGAAGACCGAUGGGGAAUGAUAAUAGAUGUUUUCGGAAAGAAUGGUUCUCCGAAUUUCAUUGGUUGGAAUACAGUAUAGAAAAGGAUGUGGCGUAUUGUUUGCAUUGCUACUUGUUUAAACCUGAUAGAGGGGGUCAAGGGGGUGGACAUAUAUUUAUUAAGACCGGCUUUAGGAAUUGGAAGCACAAAAAGACAUUGAAAGAUAAUGUGAGUCUCUUUGAUAGUUCUCGUAAUCAAGCUUUUGCAAAGUGUACCAACUUGAUCAAUCAAAAGCAAAGUAUCUCUUACAUUAUUUCUAGCCAAAGUAGUAGUCAACAACAAAGUUAUAGGACCAGGUUGACUGUGGUGCUAGAUUGUACUAGACUCCUCUUGAUGCAAGGAUUGUCAUUUUGUGGUCACGAUGAAUCAAAAGAGUCUCUUAAUAGAGGAAAUCUAAUUGAGUUAUUGAACUGGUAUGUAGCUCGUUGUAAGGAAAUUAAAGAAUUAUUAUUUAGUAAUGCUCCUGGAAAUGACCAAGUGACUUCACCAACCAUCCAAAAGGAUUUGAUUAAUUGUUACGCCGUAGAGACGACAAGGGCUAUUAUCAAUGAGAUUGGUGAUUCUUUGUUUUCAAUUUUAGUUGAUGAGGCUCGUGAUAAUUCUGCGAAAGAACAAAUGGCAGUUGUUUUAAGGUUUAUUGAUAAAAGUGGGCGAGUGAAGGAGCGUUUUUUGGGUAUAUCCCAUGUCACUAAUACUUGUGCCCAAUCAUUGAAGGAUGACAUUGAUGCAAUAUUUUCUACACAUGGGUUGAGUAUAUCUAGUCUGAGAGGUCAAGGCUAUGAUGGAGCAAGUAAUAUGUCAGGUGAGUUCAAUAGGUUGAAAGCUUUAAUUCUUAGAGAUAACCCACAUGCUAUGUAUGUUCAUUACUUCGCUCACCAGCUUCAGUUGGCAAUUGUAUCUGUGGCAUGUAGGAAUUGUAUGGUUGAUGAUUUUUUGGACGUACUUGCUAUUAUUGUGAAUUUGGUUGGUGCAUCAUGUAAGCGUGUAGAUGCUCUUCGAACAAGAUAUCAAGCUAAUAUUCUGGAGAAGCUUAAUAUUGGGGAACUUACUGGUAGAAGUGGUCAGUUUCAAGAAAUGAGUUUAGCACACCCAGAUGUUCUUGAGAAUAUAUCAGAAGAUGGCAUACAUUCAGAUCAAAAAUCUUUGGCCUUAAGACAGAUGAACAAUAUGCAAGAUUUUGAGUUUAUGACCUUUUACAAGCCUUACAGAAAAAGAUCAGGAUAUUCAGAAUGCUAUGAGGUUAUUGAAUUUGUGCUGCUCACCUUGGCUUUGAUAUUACCUGUGGCAACUGCAAGUGUUGAAAGGGUAUUUUCUACUAUGAAUCUAAUCAAGAGUGAUUUGCGCAACGAAAUGGGUGAUGUCUGGUUGAAUGACAAUUUGGUGAUUUACGUGGAGAAAGCUAUUUUUAAACAACUUGAGAAUGAGGCAAUAUUGCAAAGUUUUCAAAUCAUGAGACCUCGUAGAAUACAGUUGUCUAAGUUUGCAGUUACAGAGUAA
Molecule: messenger RNA, 2031 nt
Organism: Olea europaea var. sylvestris
Lineage: Eukaryota; Viridiplantae; Streptophyta; Magnoliopsida; Lamiales; Oleaceae
Product: zinc finger MYM-type protein 1-like
Exons: 6
Coding region: 1-2031 (676 amino acids)
Source: RefSeq, a predicted model, not a curated record